UUUUGCAUUUGAAUUUAAUAAAGAAAUUUAAUUUACAAUAGACUUUCUCCAUAACGCAAUAUCCCAGCUUGCACAGCCUUGAGCUGUUUCACCCUCAAGCAAUAAAGGAACAGGGCUUUUUUCUCUAGCGUAUUUAUCUUAGUUUACUUCUGUCGAUUCAGUCCACUGCUCCUUCAUUCUAUUAUGAAAAAUCAUGCAGUUCAGGUCUCUUCUGGCUAUUCAGAAUCCGCAGUUGAAACUUUUGUUUGCGUUGAUUGGCUGUUCAAAUGUUCGUAAUUUAACGCUGCAGGCACUGCAACUAUUUCUUUUAUCAAAAAAUCUCUCAUGAGCUCAUUCUGGUGGGGCCAAAGUGCAUUUGACGAAUUAAUUGAAAAGGCGACGUCUGAGCUACUUCCUGCUGGCCAAGUAGACUUGGCACUUCAUUUAGAAAUCAGUGAUCAAAUUAGAAGUAAGAAAGUGACUCCUAAGGAAGCUGUUCGGUCACUUAAACAAAGACUAUCCCAUAAAAAUCCCAAUGUCAUAUUGGCUACUUUAUCGUUGGUAGAUACUUGCGUGAAAAAUAGUGGUAAUGGAUUUGUUAAAGAAGUAGCUACAAGAGAAUUCAUGGAAGAGGUAACACAUGUCUUGAAAACGGCAAGCAAUCAAGAUGUCAAACAUAAAGUGCUCUACUUGGUUCAAACUUGGGGAAUAGCUGCUAAAGGAAACCCAUCCCUAAGCUAUAUCACGGGAACAUACAGUUUGUUGAAAGCGGAAGGUUACGCAUUCCCUCCAGUUACGGAAAAGAUUGAUUCUAUCUUUUUAGAAACGGCAGUUGCACCAGAAUGGACUGAUUCUGAUGUGUGUGAACGAUGUAGAACACCUUUUACUUUAACAAAUAGAAAGCAUCACUGCCGAAACUGUGGGGGUACAUUUUGUCAACAAUGCUCUUCUAAAAAUGUUCCUUUACCACACUUGGGAAUUAACGAUAUAGUUCGUGUAUGCGAUGGAUGUUAUAUCAAGGUCAAGCUGUCCAAGAUUGCAGAUAAAGAAACCGUAUCUCAACUCUUAGGCACACCAACUACUACCUCGGCCUCUACUUCUUCUUCAUUAGCUCCAGUCUAUGCACCUUCAACUAGCCAAAAGACAACCGAAACAGCAAAGGAUGAUGAUCAAUUUGAAGAAGAUUUGAAGAAAGCUAUUGAAAUAUCAUUAAAAGAAUCUCAACAACAGCAACAGCAACAGAAGCCUGUGAGCUACAGCUCUAAUCAAAAGGAGGAAGAGCAGGAAGAUGCGGAUCUCGCUGCCGCUAUCGCCGCUUCCUUGGCUGAUAUGAAAAUCUCAUCAGCAUCCUCACCCUCUGUAGUAACUUCAAAAAUUACAAACGACAAGAGCAAUGAAUUAUCGUUGACAGAUAUGGAAAACAUUCAGUUAUUUUCAACAUUAAUGCAUCGAAUUCAAUCAAUAGGAGGAGACGUCUCAGGAGACCAGCAGGUGAAUCAGCUUUAUACGGAAAUUGGCUCUCUUCAGCCUAAACUAGUAACAACACUCAAUGAAACUUGCCAAAAACAUGAAAGGUUUGUUCAACUUCAUCAAAAGCUAAAUGAAGCUGUCAAAGCCUACGAUCGCCUGCUUCACCAGAGAUUAUCACAAGCUCACAGAAGCAGUGGUUACGAUUACUCAUACCCCGUACAAAACUACUAUUCUCCCGCUGCUAAUCAAUAUCCCCCUCCGACUACUACUGCUAUUGCUACUGCUACCUCAUCGCAACAAGCGUAUAUUCCCCCUGCUUCAAGUACCAACUUUAACUCGGCAAAUGCUACUGCUGCAACUUCACCUGUUAAUGCUUCUAAUUCUAGUGUUAUGUACCCUGAUCUUGGAACAGUAGCUACCUCCCCACCUAUUCAGUAUCCUGUUACACAGCAGCAACCUAUGCAGUACAGCCUUUCCUCCACUCAACUACAGUUCCCCCUUCCCACCUCUACAACCCACCCACAAGCGUACUAUCCACCUACUCCUGCUCAAAUAAAAGCACAAUAUCCUCCUGUUCAGCCACAGCAAUCUAUUCAAUAUCCCCAGCAGGCUAUUUCUCUAUCGCAACCUCAGCAAAUAACAUCACAACAACAACAACAACAACAGCAGCAGCAGCAGCAUUAUUCCCAACCACAACCACAGAAAAUAGUAGAGCCUUUGAAUACUAGUCAUUACUAUAACCAAUCUAUUCAGCCACCUCAGCAGAAUCAACAGCAUCAGCAACCUGUAGUUGAUGAAGCACCAUUGAUUGAACUUUGAGCGAACGACUUCAUUAGUUUGAAUACCAAGAGAUACUAAAAUAAAGAAUUUGUCCCUAUUUAACUUUCUUUUUUCACUCUGCCCUAGACUCUUUCUUUGUACUAACAGAAAAUAGC
This is a messenger RNA of Rhizopus microsporus ATCC 52813, 2384 nucleotides long. Its product is annotated as ubiquitin binding protein. The record is from RefSeq and is a predicted model, not a curated record. Lineage: Eukaryota; Fungi; Mucoromycota; Mucoromycetes; Mucorales; Rhizopodaceae. Bases 325 to 2268 code for a protein of 647 amino acids. The transcript has 6 exons. Gene Ontology annotation, molecular function: metal ion binding; phosphatidylinositol binding; ubiquitin binding.